UUUUCAGUAUUAUUGGUCAUCAGAUUGUUAAUUGAUUGUUGAAGAUUGUUUUUGACCAAUUAGUUUUAGUUUUCGUCGUCUUCAACCAACAUAUAAACGACGUACCCGUGUCUUCAGACCGUUCCCAGAGUGCCCAUUUCCAAGAAAAUUGAAUAAGCCAAAUUUCCUUUUAUUGGAUUUCUUAAGACUGACUUAAGUACACUAUUAUCUGAAACUAUCAAGAUAUGGAGGACCAUAGCGAUAACGAAGAUAUAAUCAAGAUUGAGCUUGGGGAAGUUUACAACGAGGUGGUGAUUUUUGCCGAAGAAGGCACUUCAGAUAUCGAUAUGGAUAUAGACAUAGACAUCGAGGUCAUGUCGAAUUCCAGCAGCGAUUCUACCACGGAAUUGACUGUCGUCUGUUAUGUUUCAGACGACGAAGAGUGUAUUUUUGGUCUUAGUCCACCGGAUGAGUUUUAUUGUCAUGAAACUCUGCCUGACUCGGACUCAAACGACGAAGAGACUGCCAAAAACACUGGCAGUAUUCUUAAAUUCAAUUUUGUAAAUCCGGAGGAAUAUAUAAUCCCCACUGAAUUCUUAAGUAGUGAUCCGGAUGAUGAGGAACCUGGUACUUCUGGGCAGCUACAACUGCAUAUAACAAGAGCUAGAGAAGCAAGAGAGAACACGAAUGACGAAGAGAAUGCAGACACUACAAGUGAUGCAAAUAGUACAAGCAGUACAAGCGAGGAGUCGAGUACGUCAGGUCAGAAAGAGGAGUAAUUUGUCCUCAUAUUUGUCUUACACGUUCUGUUUUUUGUUUGUGUGUUUAUUUAAUGUUCGUUUUGGUAUU
Molecule: messenger RNA, 828 nt
Organism: Zophobas morio
Lineage: Eukaryota; Metazoa; Arthropoda; Insecta; Coleoptera; Tenebrionidae
Exons: 6
Coding region: 225-758 (177 amino acids)
Source: RefSeq, a predicted model, not a curated record